CGGCCAUCUAUAACCAACCAAUUACAAUAGAAACUCUACUGACAGCUACCCAAUGACAACUGCUGUUUUAUGUAGGCCUGCUGCAGCGUUUACUGGGCUGCUUGAGGAAUGUAAACUAUUCAACAUGGAGACCACAGUCAAUAAGCUAGAAGCGAUGUUUGAGAAGGCAGAAGCAGAUCUGGAUUAUAUCAAGCAAAAGCUGGAGUUUGAAAUAGUGCGAAAUCUUCCUGAUGAGGGAAAAAGAAAGGAAAAUCCCAUCAUGAUAUUGGAGCAGUUAAAUGUUAUUAAAUCUCGUCAUAAAGCAUUAUGUAAGCAGAUGGAAAAAAUAUCAGCAGAGCAGAAAGAAUGCACGGAAGUUAUUCGGUCUACUCUGAGCAGCACAGAAAAGAUGCUCCAGGAUUUAAAUCAACUGUCCUGCUUGGAGGCUUCACCACUGUCUGAUCAAGAGCAAGAAGCUGCUCGGUUGAUGAACUGCCAGUCAUUGAUUGCAGAAGACCACAAUGAGGUGAACUCUGAGCCAGCUGUUCAGCCUUUACAAAGUUCAGAGUCAGCUUUUGAACCACUCACUGAAGAAAUGUUUGAUUCUGUACCCAAGACUAUUCGAGCUUCAGUUAAAAUUACAGAUUUAAACAUAUUUUAUAGGCAGCUGUUUGAGUACUUCAUCUUAAACAAUAACAGAACUGCCUUGAGUGUGAUGCAGAUGUCCAAAAUGAGCAUGAAAGUUACAGAUGCUAAAAUUAAAAUACUGAAACACCUUUCCAUCAUCGAACUCAAUAAGAAAGGCCAUAUAAGACUUUCAAGACUUACAGAAUGAAAAUAAGUGGGAGAUAAGAGUUAUUUGAUGGAUGAUUACUGGCAUCUCCAUUUUCCUGAUUCUGUGUGUGCUUGUUAGAUUUUCACCAUCAUGUUGCUCCUUCAUGACUAAG
This is a messenger RNA of Protopterus annectens (West African lungfish), 926 nucleotides long. RefSeq names its product spindle and kinetochore associated complex subunit 2 (gene SKA2). The record is from RefSeq and is a predicted model, not a curated record. NCBI's taxonomy places the organism in Eukaryota, Metazoa, Chordata, Ceratodontiformes, Protopteridae. Gene Ontology annotation, cellular component: spindle microtubule; outer kinetochore. Gene Ontology annotation, molecular function: microtubule binding. The transcript has 7 exons. Gene Ontology annotation, biological process: cell division; mitotic cell cycle; chromosome segregation. The coding region runs from base 53 to 814 and encodes 253 amino acids.